Messenger RNA from Anopheles bellator, 1384 nucleotides. RefSeq lists its product as uncharacterized. Bases 258 to 1193 code for a protein of 311 amino acids. Gene Ontology annotation, cellular component: chitin-based extracellular matrix. The record is from RefSeq and is a predicted model, not a curated record. Lineage: Eukaryota; Metazoa; Arthropoda; Insecta; Diptera; Culicidae. The transcript is spliced from 3 exons. Gene Ontology annotation, molecular function: structural constituent of chitin-based larval cuticle.
UAUUGGCAAGUUACGGAACGGAGCGGACAAGUGACUGAAGAAACUGAAAGUGAAACAUGCACAGGUGUUGUUGGUCUAACUCGAGUGCCGAUAAACAAUAGUUUCGUGAAAAACAGUAAAGUACUUGCAGAGCCCCUCAAAUCAAGUGCCAGUGAAACGUCCGAUAGUCAGCGUCACAACAAGUUGAUCAUUUGGAAAGCCCUGCGAAAACUCGGCCCAAACUAAACGUGUUCGCCAUCGUCUAACAGUUUUGCAUCAUGAAGUUGCUUUUAGUGGUUGCAACCUGCCUUGUGGGAGCAAGUCUCCUGCUGGCCUCACCCGUUCGACAGAACAAGCCGCGCGCGCUGGUAACGAGCCGCGAAGACACGGUGACGGCGGAACCGUCGAAGCAGAAACCCCAGUACCUGAUUCAAGUGAAGCCCAAAGACGAGGAAGAGGACGAACUCUCGAAAUUGGUGGAUUUUUUCGCGAAUGGGGAGAUCGGCUCGCCCAGCGAAUCAACCGGAUCUCCCCACACGACAUCCUACGGCUCCUAUAGUCCUUCCCGGGACGAUCUGACCGAACCGCUGUUGCCGCCUCCGGUCGAACAGAACGAACCGAACUACUACGCAGCCAAGCCGAAGAAAAACAAGGGCAAGAAGUACAUUCCGACGCAGAAACUCAUCAAUCUGAAGAACGCCGACGGUCUGGAGAAACACGCCAACGAAAAGUCCCGCCUGGGUAGUCAGGGCGGAUCGGCACAAGGAUCGGAUUACAGCGACGAGGAGACCUUCUUCCUGGACGCCAUCGAUCUAGACAAACUGCUGGCCAGCGCGUUGCUAGGAGAGCAGGACGCCAAAGCGGAAGCCUCCGGGGGGGCAUCGAGACGUUUACUGUUGCCACUGCACCUAGAGGAGCUUAACCAGGGCGAGUUUGUGCCCAGCCGCAACCGGAGGGUGGACCAGUACACACGGCCCGUGGCCGGCGAGGACGAAGGUGCUCGAAUCGAUUUUCAAAUGCACGGCCACAAUGGACCGAACAGCUACAAGUUUGGCUAUGACACGGGUGAAGGGAAGAAUCGUCAGUUCCAUGUAGAAGAGCGAGAUGAUAAAGGCCAUGUCCGGGGUCGCUACGGUUACUACAUGAGGUCCGGAAAGUUUCGCAUCGUCAACUACAGCUCCUCACCAGAAACGGGAUUCAGGAUAGAGCCGUAACGUGCCGCGGACAUGCCGCCGCACAAAUUAAUCUUUGCUACCUGUUUAUGAUUUAUUUAUUUACUUUACAUUACGACCGAUUGCUCGUCCACACCGAAAGCAUUACGCUCACCAUUUUUCAUAGCCAUCCGUUUCUUUUCGUGGCCACUGUGGAGAGGAUGGUCAAAUAAAGCCAAAUGAAUUGAGUUAAA